This is a messenger RNA of Fomitiporia mediterranea MF3/22, 1017 nucleotides long. RefSeq lists its product as uncharacterized. NCBI's taxonomy places the organism in Eukaryota, Fungi, Basidiomycota, Agaricomycetes, Hymenochaetales, Hymenochaetaceae. The transcript is spliced from 4 exons. The record is from RefSeq and is a predicted model, not a curated record. Gene Ontology annotation, biological process: transcription initiation at RNA polymerase II promoter. Bases 21 to 881 code for a protein of 286 amino acids. Gene Ontology annotation, molecular function: protein heterodimerization activity. Gene Ontology annotation, cellular component: transcription factor TFIID complex.
AGCUUUGCAGUUCACGCAAUAUGGCGCAACCAUACCACCAAGGACAGGAUUCAAUCUUGAAUAGCACUGGCAGUUACACACAACUGCAACAGCAACCACAAUCUAACGUCGCCCACUCAUUCACUCGAAAAACUGGCGCAAUACGAUCGCGGGAUUGGGAACCCGACAUGGCUAAACCUGGCUCGUCGCGUUUACGAAGAGAAAUCCCAUUCAUGUCUGCCUCCGUGGCAUCCAGUACGAUAAACCGAUUCCUCGCAAUUCGAGUUAGGGAGGAGGGCUUUGAACGUGCGGAGACUGCAGCGCUUGUGCGGUUAGAGAUGGAGGUUACAGCUUUCAUCGAACAAAUAUUCUCCCGCGCCAAAGCGUUCGCAGACAACUCAGCACGAGGCCGACCAACAGCCGCGGACGCAAUCGCUGCAGUCCAGGAAUACGACCUCGACAUCGCGGAACUCAAGCAAGAAGUUAAGGAGAGCAAAAAGCGAGCUCGGAAACGGAAACGUGCAGGCGAACCAGACCAGUCUUUGAACCUUGAACUAGUCCCUCCUGAACGACGAUCAAGUUCCCCUGAGUUACUAGCAUCGGACGACGAAAAUACUCCACCCGUGGUACCACAAACUCUCCGUUCACUUCCAACGCAUCUCCCACCACUUCCUCCGAAACACACAUACUUACAAACACCUGUCCCGCCACCGAAGAAACAGGCGUUACCUUCACUUGAAAAGAAGCUCGAGAACGCUGCGUUAGUACAAGAGUCUUUACGGAACUUAUUAUUGGCGACCGAGGUUAAUGCCGAUGCCAAUGACAAGGAGCUGUUUGGUGGAGUUGUGAACUGGGAAGCAACGAAGUACCCGCGGAAGAAAUGGAAGAUUGGUGGUAGCUGAUGCCUGGUCUGGCUAGUGUUGAUUUCAAUAACCUACAAGCAAAUCUAGAGCAUACAGCCUCUCGGGAAACAUGGGUCUAUAUCCAGCCAAUGUGGGAUUUCUUAUUAGCAGGUUGUAUGGUCGUGUGUAUUUCAGG